Penicillium verhagenii is the source of this 9483-nucleotide messenger RNA. Its product is annotated as membrane morphogenesis protein VPS13. The record is from RefSeq and is a predicted model, not a curated record. The coding region runs from base 1 to 9483 and encodes 3160 amino acids. Gene Ontology annotation, cellular component: extrinsic component of membrane. The transcript is spliced from 3 exons. Lineage: Eukaryota; Fungi; Ascomycota; Eurotiomycetes; Eurotiales; Aspergillaceae. Gene Ontology annotation, biological process: protein retention in Golgi apparatus; protein targeting to vacuole; mitochondrion organization.
AUGUUGGAGGGUGUGGUUGCUAACCUGCUCAACCGUUUUUUGGGCAUCUACGUCAAGAACUUCGACGCGAAGCAGCUCAACAUUGGAAUCUGGUCCGGUGAUGUCAAACUACGCAACCUCGAGCUGCGCCGCGAAGCCCUCGACCAGCUUCAUCUACCUUUGAAUGUCGUCGAAGGCCACCUGGGCCAACUCACAUUAUCCAUUCCCUGGUCGAAUCUUAGGGGCAAACCGGUCAAGGUCGACAUUGAAGAUGUCUUUUUACUGGCAGCACCCCAGGAGGAUGCGGACUACGAUGCGACAGAGGAAGCUAAGCGGGCGCAUACACUGAAGAUGGAACGGAUUGAAGGCGCCGAACUUCUUCGUGAGCGCAACGCGGAAGGAAUGAGCCAGGAGGAACAGCGUCGAAACCAGAGCUUCACCCAAAGCAUGGUCACAGCCGUGGUGGACAACCUACAGGUGUCUAUCAAGAAUGUGCACAUCCGAUACGAAGAUUCUAUCUCUUCUCCAGGACAUCCAUUCGCUGUGGGAGUGACACUGAAGGAGCUCAGUGCCGUGAGUACCGACGCAGAUUGGAACCCGACGUUUAUCCAGUCUACCUCCGAUACUACACAUAAACUUGCGGUCCUCGGCGCCUUGUCUGUGUACUGGAAUACGGAUGCGACACUCUUUGGAACAGGUCGCGGCUCUGAUAUCGGUGCAGAGGCCCAGGGAAUUGAGCAUGAUGACCUAAUGAACAAAUUACGUGACACCAUUGACAACGGUGAGGGUAAUCAGUUCAUGCUUCGUCCCGUAAGUGGGCGUGCAGGCCUUGAAAUGGAUAAAUCGGGCAAAUACGAUCGCCCCGCUAUGAAAGCGCGUUUGCUCUUUGACGAGCUCGGCUUUGUUUUGGACGAUAAUCAGUAUCGUGAUGCCUUGAUGCUUGUGGAUCUCUUCCAUUAUUUCAUCCGUCAUCAGGAAUAUAAACAGUACCAGCCAAAAUGUUCCGUCAAAGAAGACCCGAAGGCCUGGCUGCAAUUCGCCGGACAGGCUGUACUAAGCAAAAUUCAUGACCGAAAUCGACGAUGGACUUGGGAUUAUAUCAAAGAGCGCAGAGACGAUCGUAUCGCAUAUAUCAAAUUCUUCAAGAAGAAGAAGCGAGAAGAAGCUUUUUCACCGGAAGAGUCUAAAGAGUUAGACCUUUUGGAAAGGAAGCUUAGCUACGAGGAUAUCAGAUUCUGGCGAUCUCUUGCUCGAAACCAGCUUCGCAAAGAGAAUGUUGGAGUCAAAAAGCCUGCUCAACAACAGUCAUGGGGUGAAUGGAUCUGGGGCGCCAAGAAGGAAGAGUCAGAAGAACCAGCCAUGACAGAAGAGCAACGCCAGGAGCUAUACAGUGCUAUUGACUGGGACGAAAAGAAGGCUCUUUCAGAGAGUGUUGAUGUACCCCGUGAAUGGGUCAAGCUCCAGGUCAAUUGGAGUCUGCGUGCUGGUAGCUUUACUCUCAAGCAGGAUCCUCAUGGCGCAGCAAAUGAGGUAAUGAAGUUGGUGUUCGACAACUUCCGUGCCAAAGCUCUUCAGCGUCCGGACUCUUACCUCCUAGAUCUUGAUCUUGGUGGCUUGAAGAUGUACGAUGGUACCACUCCCGGUACCUUGUAUCCUCAGAUUGUCAAGGUCAAAGACUCCAUUCCGGAGCCGACAAAAGAUCAGCCUAGCACAGAAGACGAUGAUCUCGCUUCGGAGGCUAGUGCCGAUGAUGCGGUGGACGAAGAUAGCUUGUUCCACCUGCAACUGGAGAAGAAUCCCCUGGAAAGUGACGCCGAUUCGGCGGUCAAGGUCAAGUUGAAGAGUAUCGAAGUAAUCUAUAACCCCCGAUUCCUGGUGGGCAUUGUGAAGUUUUUCGAACCUCCUGACCGACACAUGGAGUCCAUUGGUGCGCUUUUGGACACUGCAGGAGCGACUGUUCAAGGUCUUCGUCAGCAAACCCGAGCAGGUCUGGAGUUUGCUCUGCAAGAGCAUAAGAAAGUCGACGCCCACUUUGAUGUUCACGCACCCUUGAUCAUCGUGCCCGAGAGUAUCACACACGAGAGCUCUCUUUGUCUGAUCCUCGAUGCCGGUCACGCUAGUGUCAACAGUGAGCUGGUCGACCGAAAGGCUAUGCGAGAUCUUCAGGCCAAACAAAGCCACCAGUACGAAGAGGAAGAUUACAAACAGCUAGAGCACUUGUUAUACGAUCGUUUCCUUAUCAAAUUGGAUUCCACCCAACUUCUAAUUGGACCUGGUGUGGAAGCAACCAAAGCCCAGCUUACGUCUGAUGUUGAGUCCAAAAAUUUCCAUAUCGUUGACCGGAUCAACGUGGAUUUCGUGCUGGAGAUGUGCAUCGUUCCCAAGGUGACACAGCUCACCCGGACACGUAUAUCAGGCAAUUUGCCCGAACUCCAUGCCUCCAUGUCAGAUACUAAAUACAAGGGAUUGAUGAAGUUGAUUGAUAUUGCAAUUCCUCAAUUCGACACCGGAAAGGCCAAUUCUGAUCCAGCGGCGGCCAAAGCCAACGAAGAGAAAGCCAUUGCUACCAGAGCUCGCUCCGCAUCUUUCCAGCCCUCGGCCUUGAGAGAUCUCCCUGUUGUCGACGACGAUGAAGCAGAAUCAGAAACUGACCACGCGAGAAAAAAUGUGGACUCGACGAACAAUAUUCACCGCCGAGACUUUGAGUUCAAAUUCAACGUUGGGCGGUUGCGUGGCUCUCUUUUCCGCUCUGAUUCCCAAGACCCACUGAAAGAUCAACUGCUGGUAGAAUUGGUUGCGGAGGGCUUUGAGCUUGACUUCUACAUGCGUCCUUAUGACAUGGUUGCCGAGGUCAUCCUUAAGUCUUUGAGCGUCGACGAUUAUAUCGAAGAGAACCCACUUCCAGAGUUCAAGAGAAUAGUCUCCUCCAAGGGAUUCAACGCAGAUGAAGACAAAGAUCUCUUCCAUUUGAAGAUGGUCAGGGUCAAACCCGAGUCUCCAGAGUUUGAGUCUACAUACGAGGGUGUUGCGAUGAAUCUUGACAUUUCGGUAUCAACCAUCAAUCUCGUAGUGACAAGGAAGACCCUGCUCACGCUAUUGGAUUUCAUCCUUCUCACGUUCACAAGUCCACAGCAGCAAGUGGACGAAGACUCCCAAACAGGCAACUUGGCCAUUCAAGAGACAGCUGAUGCUGUUGAAGCCCCCCAAGAAGCUGGCAAGCUUCGCAUCAAAUCUAACCUCAAGAGUAUUGCCCUUAUCCUCAACAAUGACGGUGUUCGACUGGCAACGUUAAGUCUUAACACUGCAGAUGUUGGAAUAUUCCUAGUUGGGCGCUCAAUGACCAUCCAGUCCCGAAUUGGCAGUUUGACCCUGGUUGACGAUGUUAACUUGGGCGCGCCUGAAGAAUCAGAUGUUCGACGCCUCCUGACCAUUGAAGGGGAUAACUUCGCCGAUUUCAGAUACGAGACUUUCGACCCAGAGAGCGAGACCUACCCUGGCUAUGACUCGGAGGUCUACUUGCGCUCCGGCUCAAUCAAGAUCAAUUUCCUUGAGGAGCCCUACCGGAAGAUCAUCAACUUUUUGGUCAAGUUCGGCAAAAUGCAGGCAAUUUUCAAUGCGGCUCGCCAGGCUGCUGCAAGCCAAGCCAAUCAGCUCCAGGAGAAUGCCUCACGAAUGCGGCUUGAUAUUGUAGUCAAGACUCCCAUAUUGGUGUUCCCUAGAGUGAUGGCGGACGAUAGGCCCAGAGAUACAGUUACUGCUCACCUUGGUGAGAUCUAUGUCAAGAACGAAUUCGUGCCAAUGGACGAAAGCAAAGACAGCCCAGCUGUCAAUGUGAUUUCUACUGGUGUGCGUAACAUCCGCUUGACCUCCAAGUUCCACUUCAAAGAUGGCACAGAAGAAGAGCUUGAGAUGAUCCAGAAAGUGAACCUUGACUUCAGCAUCUGCUAUAUGGAACACCAGGCCAAUAACGCCCGCCCAGACAUGGAGAUUGAAGGCUCUUUGUCUCCCAUCAAUCUCCGUAUUUCCCAGAGUCAACUGAAGUUCUUGCUAGCCCUUUCCAAGUCCAUCCCUGGCGCCUUUGCAACUGAUGCUGAACAGCAAGAGCUCGAGGCCCUGGAAUCUCUACCCUCGUCGGUUACAGAGCCGACAACAACCUCCAAGGCCGUUCAAGCGGAGGAGCAGAAAGCUGUAGGCCCAGAUGAUACAACGAACAAAGAGACAUGGGUUCGACUCGAUAUGAUUUUCAAGGUAGAUAGUGUUGGACUGGAGCUUAUUCUAGCCAACGACGAUCAGCCUGCUGGCCGUUUGGAAGAUUCGAGCUUAUCAAAGUUCUCUCUCAAUGACACAAGAGUCAAGCUCCGCAUGUUGACAGAUGGUUCCUUGGAGUCCGAACUCCUCAUCCACUCGUUCUCGAUCCGGGAUAGUCGCCGACAGGACUCGAACAAGUUCCGAAACAUCAUGUCAUUGAUCAACAACGAUGUUCAGCAGCAGUUCAUGGCUAGUGUGUCCAUGUCACCCGGACCGGACAAGCAUCUCAUUGCGAUGUUGACUAUUGACAGUCCGCGCAUCAUGUUUGCUUUGGACUACCUAUCUGCCUUGCAGUCAUUUAGCAACUCGGCAUUCACCUCUGACGGCCCCGUGGAGAUAUUGGAAGAGGAAGCUGAAUUACCUGAAGACCCGGAACCGGGAUCUGAUGCAGCAGCUUCGGAUAAAGAACCAACCGAAGUUUCAACUGGAGAUUCUGCGGCUGGAUCUACAACCGUUUCUUUCCGUGUCAAUUUAGUUGAUGCUCAGGUUAUCAUGGUGGCCAACCCCACCAUUCCUCAUUCCGAAGCCAUUGUUAUCGGAACCAAAGAGGUUCUCAUCUCUCGUCAAAAUGUUUCGACCUUGCAGGUUCAAAAGCUUGGCAUGUUCCUGUGUCGUAUGGACAAGUUUGAAACUAGUCGACUGCGGAUCCUGGACGAUUUCACACUCGAGCUAUCGGUUGAUAGCCGGCCUCAAGAUCAUGGACCGGCACUUACUUCUAUCGAGGCACACUGUGAACCCUUGGUCCUCCGUUUGUCUCUGCGUGAUAUUCUGAUGGCAAUCCAGAUUGUGAACAGGGCAUCUGAAAUGCGAGCCCAGAAUGCUCAGCAGCUCGAGGGUGGAGAGGCGAAGAAAAUUACCGAUGUCAAGAGCACCAGAGCCCGUUCUGGCAGCAAAGCAUCUACCACUCUGGCUCACAGAACUCGUCGCCGGGUCAGUCAGGGGGCCGAGACACUCGACAAGGCCAUGGCUGUGGAAAGUUCAGCUGUUCUGAAGCGCGAGGAGCUGUCAGCUAAGAUCGAUGGUAUUCGUGUUAUCUUGAUAGGUGACCUGCAUGACUUGCCUUUGCUGGAUUGGAGCGUCAAGAAGUUCAACGUCGAUGUGCGUGAUUGGUCUUCUACCUUGAGUAUUGAUACGAACUUUGAUACCUUUGUCAACGUCUUCAACUUCUCCAAGUCAGCUUGGGAGCCGUUGAUUGAGCCUUGGCAGCUCGGUUUCCACGUGGCGAAAGAAACAAACCCAGAUGUCUUUUCCAUUGAUGCCUAUUCUCACAAGAACAUGGAGCUCACAUUGACAUCGGCCACUAUUGCACUUGCCUCAAAGUCAUUCCAAUUCCUGUCCACAGACGAAGAUGUCCUUUCCAAGCCCAGAGGUGCCGAUGCUCCCUACAGAAUCCGCAACUACACGGGCUUUGAUCUCCAUGUCUGGGCUGAUGUCGGCGCAGGGGAAGAUGGUCCAGCUGCAAAAUUGACUGAUGGAGAAGAACAUCCUUGGCGAUUCGAAGAAUCUACUGCCAUUCGCGAGACUCUUUCCCCCGAAGGUCAAGGUGGAAUAGUCGGCAUUAAAUUGGAAGGUAGCGGGUUUGACAGCAUCAACCGCAUUCCUGUUGUACGCGAAGGGGAGGUCUUGUAUAGCUUGAAGCCAAAGCGAGAUAAUGUUCUGCACCGACUUCUUGUGGAAGUGAAACUUGGAGCUGACAACGUCAAAUACAUCACGUUCCGCUCACCACUACUUGUGGAGAAUAACACCCAGAUUCCAGUGGAGUUAGGUGUGUUUAGUCCCGACGAGGGUCACCUCCUCAAGAUUGAGAAGAUUUUGCCUGGUGAUGCCCGACCAGCACCGGUCGGCUCUGCAUACCUGCACUCGGUUGUUAUCCGUCCGGAUCAGGGCUUUGGUUAUGACUGGUCGAACGAACGGCUGUUUUGGAAAGAUCUAAUACGCCGUCCGACACGCACCGUGCAAUGCGUUAGUGAAAAUGGAGGCCAAGCACCGGCGUUCUAUUUCCAGGUCAAUGCAACCUUUGACAACAAAGAUUCAGCUACAAGCUCUUAUCCCUAUAUGAGGAUUCGAAUCUUCGCUCCUGUGGAAAUUCAGAACUUGCUGCCAUAUGACUUCAAGUACCGUAUUUACGACAAGAACACAAAGAAAGACUGGACAAACUUCCUGAGAAAGGGUGGCGUUAGCCCCGUCCAUGUGGUGGAGUUGUCUCAUCUUCUCCUGCUCAGCAUUGACCUUGAAGAUACUAUUUUCAAACAAAGUGACUUUGCAAUUGUGAACGGAAAUUCUCAGGAUUACCGCAGAGAGCACACAUUGCCUUUGAAGGACGAACGAGGCCUUCCAUUGAAGUUGAAGCUUCAUUACUUCAACAUCCCCAACAGUGGUGGUGCUUUCAAGGUUUCAGUUUACAGCCCGUACCUCGUACUGAAUAAGACCGGUCUGCCCAUGGACAUUCAAAGCAAGGCUUUCCUCCAGUCUGCCCGCAAUGCUGCUGGCGGCGGCCUCAGAGUUGACCCGAGAGGCGGUGGCCGUGCUCUGCCAUACAUGUAUUCUUAUGGAUCAAAUGACCAAAAGAAUCGAUCUAUCUUGAAGGUCGGCGACUCUUCAUGGAGCAAGCCACAGAGUUUUGAGGCUCUUGGUAGCACUUUCGAGGUUGUUUUCCCCGAUUCUCAGGGCAGGUAUGAAUUCCACUCGGGAGUCUCUGUGGCUGAGGGCGAAGGCAAGUACAAAAUGACGAAGGUAGUCACCAUCGCGCCCAGGUUCAUUCUGAAGAGCAAACUCACCGAAGACCUCAUGGUGCGCGAACCUGGCUCGUCGAAUGUUCUUGAGCUGAAGAGUGGCGAGUUGGUGCCGCUUCACUUCCUCCGCCAAGUCCAAGAAAAGCAGCUCUGUCUGUGCUUUCCCGGGGUGAACAAUCAAUGGUCUUCUCCGUUUAACAUUGCAGAUGUUGGGACUGUGCACGUCAAAUUGGCCAAGUCAGCGAAUCAGCGCCAGAAAUUGAUCAAGGUCGACGUCAUUCUGGAAGGGGCAACUAUUUUCUUGCACCUCAGCUUUGAGACUCGUAACUGGCCGUUCUCGAUGCGUAAUGAAAGUGACAUCGAGUUCAUCUUCCACCAGGCUAACCCCAACGUGGAUGAUGAUGAGGAGGACGACUCAAGUGGCUGGCGGCCUAUCCGUUACCGCCUCCCACCUCGAAGUAUCAUGCCUUACGCGUGGGAUUACCCAGCAACCAAAAACAAAUCUCUUGUUUUGUCUUGCCAAGGCAAAGAGCGACAUAUCAAGCUUGCUGAGAUCGGUAACUUGAUUCCAAUGCGCAUUCCGCCAUCAAAGUCAAAUGAGCACCAGAGAAUUGUCGACAUUAACAUCGUGGCGGAUGGGCCCACUCAAACUCUUGUUCUUUCCAACUUCAAGCCCUCGAAGAGUAUUUACAAACAGCAAAAGGGCCAAGCCUCGCAGAACAAUACGACUGCUGGAUUCGAGGUCAAGGAGAUGAACUCCGACGUGAAUUUCAAGGCUCAGCUCCGUCUAGGUGGAAUCGGUAUCUCUCUUAUCAAUCAGAACUUGAAGGAGCUUCUCUAUCUCACUUUCCGAGAGAUUGAGAUCAAGUUCCGGGAGUCAGCUCUGUACCAGACUCUGAACACCACUAUCAAGUGGAUUCAGAUUGAUAACCAAUUGUAUGGUGGUAUUUUCCCCAUUCUUCUUUACCCCAGUGUUGUCCCUAAGACCGGGAAAGAAAUGGAAGCGCACCCGAUUUUCCACGCAAUGGUCACAAGAGUCAAAGACGACUCUUAUGGUGUUCUCUACGUGAAGUACGCGACUCUCCUGUUGCAGCAAAUGACCCUUGAGUUGGAUGAAGACUUCGUCUUUGCUAUGUUGGACUUUGCCAAGAUUCCCGGGGCAUCUUGGACAGAAGAACAAGAAGGCAAGCUGUGUGAUGGGGACUUGAAUAUUCCCGAGCCGCAACAAAAUGAAGCUGGUCAAGAUGUAUACUUUGAGCUUCUCCAUUUGCAACCCAUGCAAUUGGAUAUUUCUUUCAUGCGGACGGAACGUGUCAAUGCAGAAGACGGCGCCAUGCAACCUUCCAAUCCCCUGAUGUUCAUCGUCAAUGUCAUGACCAUGUCCAUGGGUAACGUCAACGAUGCACCUAUACGGUUGAACGCUCUGAUGCUGGAGAAUGCCCGUGUCUCCUUUGGAAGACUUGUCAACAACAUCCGCGCACACUAUACCCAAGAAUUUGUGAGCCAAGUGCACAUCAUUCUUGGAUCCGCCGAUUUCUUGGGUAACCCUGUUGGUCUGUUUAACACAGUCAGCUCAGGUGUGGCGGACAUCUUCUAUGAACCGUACCAGGGCUUGGUCAUGACCGACCGACCCCAAGAAUUGGGCGUUGGCAUUGCAAAGGGUGCUACCAGCUUCGUCAAGAAAUCUGUCUUUGGUUUCUCAGACAGUAUGGCCAAGCUUACAGGAAGUAUGUCCAAGGGUCUUGCUGCCGCCACCCUGGACAAGGAAUUCCAAGACCAGCGCCGGAUGUCCAAGUCCCGCAACCGACCGAAGCAUGCACUAUACGGAAUUACAGCCGGUGGAAAUGCCUUCGCAAGCAGCCUGGCCAGUGGUAUCGGAGGACUAGCCCGUCAUCCACUCCAAGGUGCCGAAAAAGAGGGCGUGGCAGGUUUUUUCAAGGGCGUCGGAAAGGGUGUGCUAGGUCUUGCUACCAAACCCGCCAUUGGAGCCUUUGAUCUUGCUUCCAACCUUGCCGAAGGCGUCCGGAACACGACCACUGUCUUCGAUGCCGAAGGUCUUGAUCGUGUCCGACUUACCCGAUUCAUUGGCACAGACGGUAUCGUCCGGCCAUAUACCCAGCGAGAAGCGCUUGGUCAGUUCUGGCUCAAGACUGCUGACGACGGUAAAUACUUCAAUGAGGAUUACAUCGCGCACUUGGAACUUCCUGGCCGAGACAUGCUGGUCAUGUUGACUUAUGCCCGCAUCAUGCUGGUGCGCACCAAAAAACUCUAUACUGAGUGGGAUAUUCGCCUGACGGACAUCCAAACCAUCUCCAAGGAGCGGACUGGCAUGAGCAUCACGCUCAAGGGCGGAGCCAACGGACCCUUCAUUCCUGUGCAGGAUGAAAGUUCUCGUAACUGGCUGUACAGACAAAUUGCCGUUGCGGUCAAUGCCUUCAAUGAGAAGUAUAAUGUCCGAGGAUAG